AUGUGCGCACUGAACAAUACAGGUGAUGUGCCCGACGACCUUGAGACACCGGACAUGUAUAAUGUCCCGGAGCGUAUGCACGCGCCCGUUUUAUACCCGCGAGAGAUGACGGGCGUACGGCGCGUGCAUCAACAACACCGUCGCGUCAAUAACACCAAUGCCAAUAUUGACGCAAUCACUGUGGCCUGUCGAAAUCGGAUGCGGGUCGCAAGUGUCACGUCAUUAUCGGUUCGGGGGAUCGACUUUGGGCGGAUAGACAGGUGGGCCCGGGCGGUGUUCAAAUCCGCCGGACUUAAAACAUCGGAUCGAAACGUCCAUCGGUAA
Messenger RNA from Macrosiphum euphorbiae (potato aphid), 324 nucleotides. NCBI's taxonomy places the organism in Eukaryota, Metazoa, Arthropoda, Insecta, Hemiptera, Aphididae. The record is from the annotation of a GenBank genome assembly.